Molecule: messenger RNA, 2127 nt
Organism: Aspergillus candidus
Lineage: Eukaryota; Fungi; Ascomycota; Eurotiomycetes; Eurotiales; Aspergillaceae
Exons: 3
Coding region: 1-2127 (708 amino acids)
Biological process (GO): DNA-templated transcription; regulation of DNA-templated transcription
Molecular function (GO): zinc ion binding; DNA binding; DNA-binding transcription factor activity, RNA polymerase II-specific
Source: RefSeq, a predicted model, not a curated record
AUGGCAGAUCGUCUGAGGUCGGCCAAAGCUGACAAGGCUCCAUCUCAGUCCAAUCCUGACUCCAAAGUCAGUGUCCGCCUGACUUGUGAGCUGUGCCGUCAACGGAAGGUCAAGUGUGACAAACUCGACCCGUGCACCAAUUGCCGGCGGAUUGGGACUGCGUGUGUCCCCGUUCAGCGGGCCCGACUACCACGGGGAAAAUCAGGCAGACACUCAGCCCGAGGAACGCCGGACGAGGACGAAACCCUGCGAGAGCGCGUAUCGAGGCUGGAGGAGCUCGUUCGCAAAGCCGUAAGCGGGGGUGAUGCCGAACCCGGUUCAACGGAACGAUUCUCGAGGACUGUCCGGGGCCAGGGCGAACAAAGCUUUUCAAGGGCCGCGGGCGAAGGAGAGUCUAGUAGAAAUGGUACCGCGACGAAUGAAAGCACGGGCGAACAGCCUGAUCGUUACCUGGGGGUCUCAUUCUGGGCCGAGCUUCUGAAGCAACUAAAGGGCAGUGGGGAUCAUGUAUCUGACAGCGUUGAUCAUCAGCGGCUUUUGUCAAUGGCCAAUGGCCACCAGAACAGCCCCAAUCCACCAUUGAGUAGCAGAGACGCUCUCCAAACGACAUCCACACAGAAAACACUGUGUCAAAUAUUCCUCCAAAGAGUUGAUCCCUGCUUUAAGAUUCUCCAUCGUCCAUCAGUGAGCGCCUUCCUACUCGAUGGAAAGCCCUACCUCGACUACAAGCCUGGACAUGAAGCCCCCACAGCGCUCGCUCACGCGAUCUACUACUCAGCGAUCUCUCGCGUCGAGGAAAAUGAGUGCUGGCAAAUAUUCCAACAGAGCAAGAGCUCGAUGAUCACAAAAUACCAGAAGGAGUGCGAGUCCGCUCUGGCAAAUGCCGACGUCGUAACCACCAACGACCUGACCGUCCUGCAGGCAUUUGUCCUUUCCUUGCUGUCCUCCCAUUCUCAAGACCGCAGCCGCCGAGUCUGGACAAUGCUAAGCGUAGCGCUCCGCGUCGCCCAAGCCCUCUACCUGCACCUCGCCGAGCCACCCUUCCCCGUCCGGCCCUUCGACCGCGAGAUGCGCCGCAGGCUCUGGCUCGCAAUCGGCUUCCUCGACAUGCAAUCCGCCGCCGACCGGGCCUCCGAGCCCAUGAUGCAAGUCAGCUGGCUACAAUCGCAUCCGCCCACAAACACCAACGACAGCGACCUCACCUACGACAUGGAAACCCCACCGCGCGAAUCCCCCUACAUGACAGACAUGACCUACAACCUCAUGACACUCCAAGCCCAACGCGUCAGCCGACUCCUCAACUCCUCCGACUUCAUCGAACCAGCCGUCAAAUCCAUGCCAACGCGCCAACAACUCGUCAUCGACUUCCAACAGACCACCUCGCGACUCCUCCACCACGCCCAACCAACCACAAUCCCCUUCCACUGGUUCACCCGCCAAGCCACAGAAUGCACCUACGCCGCGAUCCAGCUCCUCGCCCUCCGACCCCUCCAACGCAUCGCAACAUUCACCCCGCCGCGCAUCCGCAGCGACCACCUCAUCCAAGCAGCCGUCGACGUCGUCGCCAAGUCCCAAGCCCUCGUCGACGACCCCCGCGCGCACCCCUGGCGCUGGAUGGGCCACAUGUUCGUCCCAUGGCACGGCCUAGCAGUCGCCAUCGCGGAGCUGUGCAUCUGCGACGACCCCUUCUUGUGGGACAUGUUCUGGGCGCCCGUCGAGCGCGCGUACGGCCGGCUGGGCGAGCUCGUGGCCGAUUCCCGCCAAGGCAUGCUCUGGAAGCCGAUGGAGAAACUCAUGGCUCGGGCUCAGGGCAAGAGAGAGACUUUACAGUGUAAUGCCUUAUCCGGGACUGCUGGUGUGGGCGUGCCGCCGGUGCAGCCAUUGGGGACUUCCGCGCCGGAUGCUGUCGUACAGCAGGGAGCGGAUACCCGCGUUGGAGCGGUGGCAGCGCCGGAUCUUGCUACGCCGGAGAGUAUGCAGGAUCCGGGGGUUGUAGCGUGGCCGAGCGUGUGGGACACGCUUGAUUUUUCGGAUUUGGGGGGUGGGGAGGAACUGUCGUGGCUGAAUUAUGAGAACUUCAUUGAUGAUGUCUACGAUAGUGUGGACUGGUCUGAGAUACCCCAUUGA